GGCGGGGGCGGUGCCCGGGUUCGAGUCCCGCGUCGGCCCGCACCGCUCCGCUCCCGCCCGCUCCGCCGGACCCCGCUGGCCGCGGAGAUGGGCGACAUGGAGUCCUACAAGGUGAUGCUGAACGGGCCGGCACCCUGGGGCUUCAGGCUGCAGGGAGGGAAGGAUUUCAGCAUGCCACUCUCCAUCUCCAGGCUGACUCUGGGUGGGAAGGCAGCCCAGGCCGGCGUGGGAGUGGGCGACUGGGUGCUGUACAUCGACGGGGAGAGCACCAGUGCCAUGACACACAUCGAGGCCCAGAACAGGAUCCGUGCCUGUGGGGACAGGCUCUGCCUCACCUUGAGCAGAGCCCAGAACCAGCUGGGGAAGCCGCAGAAGGUGCUGAGCCUUGACAAGCAGCCCCCCCAGCUGCUGGAGCCCCCCAGCACCCCUGUGUGUGACCCUGUGAAGCUGCGGAUGUUGGAGGACAUUGAUGACUCCAAGCCCCCCAGCUGGACCUCCCAGUCCCGCUCCUUCCGCAAACUGUCCCGCCUGGUGGGCGCCGACGCCAUGGAGGAUGGUGAGGACGAGCUUGUUAAAAAGCCCAGGGAUGCCCAUGGGUCCAACUGGGGCACAGUGGAGCAGUGGCAGCCCCCACAGCCUCUGCAGCCCCCCAGCACCCCCGGGUGUGACCCUGGGAAGCUGAGGAUGUUGGAGGAUGCUGAGGACUGGCAGCCCCGCACCGGCACCUCGCAGUCCCGCUCCUUCCGCAAGCUGGCCCAGCUGACGGGCACAGGUGGCAUGGAGGAUGGUGAGGAUGAAUUUAUUAAAAAGCCCAGGGAUGCCCAUGGGUCCAACUGGGGCACGGGGCAGCAUCGGCAGCCCCCCCAGCCUCUGGAGCCCCCCAGUGACAGUGUGUGUGACCCUGUGAAGCUGAAGAUGUUAGAGGACAUUGUGGACACAAAGCCCCACACCUGGACCUCCCAGUCCCGCUCCUUCCGCAAACUGGCCCGGAUGGUGGGAGCCAGCAGCAUGGAUGAAGGUGACGAUGAGCCCGUUAAAAAGCCCAGGGAUUCCCAUGGGUCCAUCUGGGGCAUAGUGGAGCAGCGGGAGCCUCUGGAGCCCCCCAGCACCCCCGGGUGUGACCCCGGGAAGCUGCGGCUGAUGGAGGACGCGGAGGGCUGGCAGCCCCGCACCGGCACCUCGCAGUCCCGCUCCUUCCGCAGGCUGGCCCAGCUGACGGGCACAGAUGAGAUGGAGGAUGGUGUGGAUGAGAUUGUUAAAAAGCCCAGGGAUGCCCGUGGGUCCAGCUGGGGCACGGUGGAGCAGCGACAGCCCCCACAGUCUCUGGAGCCCCCCAGCACCCCCGGGUGCAAUCCUGGGAAGCUGCGGCUGAUGGAGGACGCUGAGGACUGGCAGCCCCGCACCGGCACCUCGCAGUCCCGCUCCUUCCGCAAGCUGGCCCAGCUGACGGGCACAGAUGAGAUGGAGGAUCAUGAUGAUGUGUUUGUUAGGAAGCCCAGCCAGGUCUCCGUGCCGGACCCGUCCCCAGGAGCAACGAUGAAGACGGAGCCAGGACUGGCCCCCAGGACCCCCAGUGCCAGCCCCAGCCCCACCAGCCGCCCGCCCUGGGCUGUGGACCCCUCAUUUGCCGAGCGCUACGCCCCGGACAAGACGAGCACGGUGGUGAGCAAGCACAGCCAGCCUGCCACGCCCACCCCCAUGCAGAACCGCAGCUCCAUCGUGCAGGCAGCCCAGCAGGCCCCCGAGGGGCCCGGCCGCACCCCCCUGUGCUACAAAUGCAACAAAGUCAUCAGGGGACGGUACCUUGUGGCGCUGGGACAUUAUUACCACCCCGAGGAGUUCGUGUGCUGCCAGUGCAGGAAGGUGCUGGAUGAGGGCGGCUUCUUUGAGGAGAAAGGCUCCAUCUUCUGCCCCAAGUGCUACGACACGCGCUACGCGCCCACCUGCGCCAAGUGCAAGAAGAAGAUCACUGGGGAGGUGAUGCACGCACUGAAGAUGACCUGGCACGUGCAGUGCUUCACCUGCAACGCCUGCAAAACUCCCAUCCGCAACCGAGCCUUCUACAUGGAAGAGGGACAGCCCUACUGCGAGAGAGACUAUGAGAAGAUGUUUGGCACCAAGUGCCGCGGCUGUGACUUCAAGAUCGAUGCUGGGGACCGGUUCCUGGAGGCGCUGGGCUUCAGCUGGCACGACACUUGCUUUGUCUGUGCGAUCUGCCAGACCAACCUGGAAGGGAAGACGUUCUACUCCAAGAAGGACAAGCCUCUGUGCAAGAGCCACGCUUUCUCCCAUGUGUGAGGGGUGGAAAUCCAGCUGUGCCAACACAUGUCCCUGGCCCUGCAUGCUCCUCUCCCCCUGCCCUGCUGGCCCUACGGAGCCAGGCUGGGCCCUUGGCCCUUUCCCUUGCUCCUGCCCCUUUCCUAGCAUCUCCUGGCUCAACUCCAGCCAGAUAGAGUGCUGGCUCCAGCCUUUGAUAGCUGGGUGGCUUCUUAUAUGCUUUUCAGCUGGCCCUAGGAGCCCUGGGAAUGGGAUGCUGCAUGGAUCUCCUGCCCCUGAGCCACGCAGCAUGGUGGGCACAACCGUGCUGAGGCUGGAAUUGGAGAGGGUCUGCCACAGCUGGGCUGCUCCCUUGCUGCCUGGCAGCUCAUUGCUGGGGCAGGGACACUCCUUAGACAUCCCUCCCCGAGUGGGUGAGGACCAGCUCCUGUCUCACUCUCCCCAGCCUUCCCUGCUGUGUGCUUGGGGCUGGAGACCCAGCCCUGCUCCUCUGCUGGGGCCCUGCCCAUGCCAACCCACCAGGCACCCCUCACACUGCUGCGGUGGUUUCCUGCCCCAGCUGCAUUCCAGGGGUGUCUGUUCCUCAUACCCCCACCCUGCUGGCAUCCCCUGGGGCUGGCAUCACCCCCGGCCGUGGGCUGGCAGCGUGUGCUGAUGCCAGCCCAGCCAGGCGGCUGCUCCUGCAAGGCUUGGGCACAGCUUCCUACCAAAGAGCUCUCUGCCACUGCCAUCCUGGGGCCACCGAUGCCUCCCCCCAAACCACACCCUCCGGUCGGGCUGCGCUGAUGUAGCCACGGUGCUUUUAGUGCCUUUAAUAAACACGUCUCUGCAAGUGC
Molecule: messenger RNA, 3113 nt
Organism: Zonotrichia leucophrys gambelii
Lineage: Eukaryota; Metazoa; Chordata; Aves; Passeriformes; Passerellidae
Gene: PDLIM7
Product: PDZ and LIM domain 7
Exons: 25
Coding region: 88-2298 (736 amino acids)
Biological process (GO): heart development; actin cytoskeleton organization; muscle structure development
Cellular component (GO): filamentous actin; Z disc; adherens junction
Molecular function (GO): muscle alpha-actinin binding; actin binding
Source: RefSeq, a predicted model, not a curated record